Camellia sinensis is the source of this 732-nucleotide messenger RNA. Lineage: Eukaryota; Viridiplantae; Streptophyta; Magnoliopsida; Ericales; Theaceae. The record is from RefSeq and is a predicted model, not a curated record.
CACUACAGGAAAAAUGGUGUAUAGCAACGUUUUUUUUGUGGCGUUUAGGAAAACGCCACUAUAAAUUCACGAAACACAACGUUUUCAAAAAACGUUGUGUCUGACCUCAGUGAAACGGUGCCGUAUUGGGUCAAUGUAUUCACCGUCAAAACUCCGUCUCUUUGAAUUCAGUCUCUCUUUCUCAGUCUACCACAACUCAGUUUCCCUCUCUUCCAAAACCCUCGAUUUGAAGCUCUCACUCUCUCUCGCUUGCUCACUCAAUUUCUUAUUCUCAACCCUCGAUUUGCUCGAUUGCAGAUCCAAAACCCUCGAUGGUUUGCGCUUCUUCGAUCUCUGUCGCUCGCAAUCGAACUCUCUAGCUAUUCUUCAUCGAUCUCUGUCACUCAAGGGCUUUGCUCUAGCUGUUCUUCAUCGAACUCGAACUCGAUCUGUUCUUCAUCAAAUCGAUCCAUUCUGUUCUUCAUCAAAUCGAUCUGUUCUUCAUCAAAUCGCAGAUCCAAAAUCCAAAAUCGAUCUGGCGUUCGUUGAUAGUGGUGCUCAGUCAACAAUCAUAUCUAAAAGCUGCGCUGAGCGCUGUGGAUUGUUGAGGCUUAUGGAUCAACGUUAUAAGGGCAUUGCUCAUGGGGUUGGUCAAUCGGAGAUAUUAGGUCGGAUUCAUGUUGCUCCAAUCAAGGUAAUGUCCAUACCAGUUUUCUAGGGAAGUUGCUUUGUCGCCUUUGAUUUUCUGAUCAG